Xylona heveae TC161 is the source of this 678-nucleotide messenger RNA. RefSeq names its product thymidylate kinase. Gene Ontology annotation, molecular function: ATP binding; dTMP kinase activity. The coding region runs from base 1 to 678 and encodes 225 amino acids. Gene Ontology annotation, cellular component: cytosol; nucleus; cytoplasm. The record is from RefSeq and is a predicted model, not a curated record. Gene Ontology annotation, biological process: dTDP biosynthetic process; dTTP biosynthetic process; dUDP biosynthetic process. Lineage: Eukaryota; Fungi; Ascomycota; Xylonomycetes; Xylonales; Xylonaceae. The transcript is spliced from 3 exons.
AUGACGACAACUGAAGAAACAACUGGGCGUGGAAUGCUCAUUGUCGUCGAGGGCUUGGAUAGGGCAGGCAAGACCACGCAAUGCCAACGACUAGUCGAGAAUCUCUCCAAUGAUGGUCAUCGAGUAGAGUUCAUGCGAUUUCCUAAUCGAACAACGCCAAUUGGACAGAUGAUUGAUGGAUACCUGAAAGCAAAUUCGGAAGUGCCUAUGGAAGAUCAUGUGAUUCACCUAUUAUUCUCGGCGAACCGAUGGGAAGCAUCCGAGAAUAUUCAAAGGCUGAUAGCCACUGGUACUACCGUUGUUAUUGAUCGGUAUUACUACUCUGGCUGCGUCUAUUCUGCAGCCAAGGACAAUCCUAAGCUUAAUCUGGCGUGGGCACGACAACCAGAUGUGGGCCUCCCUCGGCCUGACGUUUGUGUCUUUUUAGAUCUCUCUUCUGAAGCAGCCGCGGAGAGGGGUGGGUUUGGCCAAGAGAGAUACGAAACCACUAGGAUGCAACAAAGAGUGAGAGAACUCUUUCAGGAAAUGGCAAAGUCUCCUGAUGCGGACGACUUUGUCAUCAUUGAUGCUGGCGACGCUGUGGAGAAGGUAGAGAAGAAAAUUAUCGACGCAGUGAGUGGGCGACGACAACUCUCCAAUCUCCGUGCUCCCCUGCGAGAAGUACUUCCUUGGAGUUGA